CGGAGGCCUCAUGACCCUGGAACCCCUCGAGCUGUUGUUGCUCCCCUGGUUCCUCCUGGUUGGAGGCACUGGCACCCAGAUCCAACCGUCAUCCCCCUGGGAAGCUUCCACCUCGGCAGGACUGGAGCCCCUGGGGGGGACCCCCAGCACCUCCCCUCCCUCCAGACCUGAGACCCCGGCCACGCAGCCGGGGGUCAGCCUAGAGGAGGAGCCCCGGGUGCCGUCGCUCGAGACCAUGACCCCGGACCCCUUCCGAGGUGAGGAGCAGGCAGAGCUGGAGCCGGAAGUUUCCUGGCUAGAAGUUGAGGAGUUUGGAGUAACGGCGCGCCGCUAUUGGUAUAAGCCCCAAAUUGCCCCGAUCUGUACGUGUGACUUGCUACAGGAUUCCUGCGAUGCGAACUGCUGUUGCGACAAGGACUGCUACCUGCCCAAACCCGAGAUGAUUUUCUCUUACUGCCUCCCAGGAAGUUACAGGUUAAUGGACUGGGUGUGUCUAGAAAGUUCCAUUUUCUUCCUUAGUAAUUCCCCAUUUCCUUCAAAAAAUUUGGUGUCAGUAAAUGGUAUCCAGCAAUUUUGUAUCCAAGUGAACAACCCAAUAUUGAACUAUUUCCAGCAUCUUCAAAAAGUUAAUGAGACCAACGUACAAACCUUGGUGGCACAGUAUGGAGCCACAGCAUUCUUCUCAGUACCUCAAUCCAUGUCAUCUUUUUCUUCAUUUUAUAUGGCUGGAGAUCCCAUUCUGAUCUACUUUCCCCAGUGGUCACUACUGAGUUUAUUCAAACAGCCAUUAGGAAUAGGAUCUACUGGACUUUGCAAUGAAAAGAAUCCUGCAAGAUUCCUGGAAAGUAGAAGUACCAUCUGCAUUCGUUUUUUUAGCAAUAUAAGAAGUAGUUGUACCACAGAUCCUUCACUCAGGGUCAGCUCUUAUCAUAACUUCAUGGUCUUGAAGGUUCCAAAAGGUGUGACAGAUCUGCAAAACAUGCAGGUGCCUAUAACACUUACUUCAGAGCCCAUUUCACCUAUACUAGUUGGAGACACCUGCCAUAAUGUUGUUUCUAAGGUUACCUAUGACAUAGAGACUAAUGGAACUUUUGGAAUCCAGAAAAUCUCUGCCUCUUUCAACUUUACAGACCUGUCUGGAGUUCCAGAAGCUUUUUUAGAACAGCAUAUCACUAUACGUUUCAAUAACAAGGAUUUUCAGCAAAAAAAGUCUUUCUCUUUGGAAAGAAGUGGAAAUCCUGGCUAUAUUUUUGGAAAGCCUCUCCUGGUUUUACAAGGUAAUUCCAGUGGUACGAUGACUAUCUCACAGAGCCACAGUGAUGGAAGUUGCUCUGUGAAUAGAGAGAAAGUACAAUUCGGAAUGAACAUGAUGACUGGUUGCACAUUCAGGAUAGAGAACAGAGAGUGUGACAAUUUGCGGGAAGAGCUCUAUAAGACACUGAGUGGAACACCCAGACCUCUGUAUCUAGGCAUCGUAGGUAAUUCAGAGCCAUUCAGAAGAGGAAAUUGGGUCAAGAUCUUCACCAAGAAUUGCAGUGUAAUGAAUAAUGAACAGGCUAAAAAUUGUACCUCGUGCUGUCUCAUACCAUUUUCCUUGGAGAUCCAGAUAGUGUGGGCUCUUGUAGGCUCCUGGACCAACUCACAAGCUCAUGUGCUAGGGGGCCGGUACAAGUAUCAGUGCAGCUUUAUAAAGUUACCAUCAUCUGUGCCAGAAAUAUCUUUGACAACUUUUGUGUCCUUCUCUGAUGUCACAGUGAAGCCAGGUUUUGUAAAGGCACGACCAAAAAUAAACUGGAUAUUACCAUUGGCCUACUUUAUUCCCCCUGCAAGGGCACGGAAUGGAGAAAUGGAAUCUCUAAGAAGCUUGAGUACUCCUCUUGUCCUUCUGUGUAUGUCAUUACAUGGCCUUCUUAGCUUAGAGAUGAACUGAAGAAAGGAGAAGAAUCACAUUGCAUUUUUCCCUAAUGGGACUUGUAGGGUUGCAUUCCUGCUUGUGCUAUAGGAUUGAGUCUUAUUCAUUAUGAGCAGGAAAAAAUGUUUACAUCAAUUAUGGGAUAAGAGGGAAGGAGUCUGUAUAUGAUGGUGUUUCAGAAAAGAUAAAAAUGGGGGCAGCUGGGUAGCUCAGUGGAUUGAGAGCCAGGCCUAGAGACAGGAGGUCCUAGG
This is a messenger RNA of Gracilinanus agilis (Agile Gracile Mouse Opossum), 2163 nucleotides long. RefSeq names its product tectonic family member 3 (gene TCTN3). NCBI's taxonomy places the organism in Eukaryota, Metazoa, Chordata, Mammalia, Didelphimorphia, Didelphidae. Bases 11 to 1930 code for a protein of 639 amino acids. The transcript has 13 exons. The record is from RefSeq and is a predicted model, not a curated record. Gene Ontology annotation, biological process: cilium assembly; smoothened signaling pathway.